Messenger RNA from Coccinella septempunctata (seven-spotted ladybird), 1021 nucleotides. RefSeq names its product PSME3-interacting protein. Gene Ontology annotation, cellular component: nucleus. The record is from RefSeq and is a predicted model, not a curated record. The transcript has 3 exons. Lineage: Eukaryota; Metazoa; Arthropoda; Insecta; Coleoptera; Coccinellidae. The coding region runs from base 127 to 849 and encodes 240 amino acids.
CAGUCGCCAAAUAUUAAAGCGAGGUUAUGGAAUAAUUUGCACAUCAAAACAUUGGAUAUUGGAAAAUUGUAAUUUAUUGAAAGUAUUAGUUUUAAAGUUUCUCUUUAUCUAUAAAAUAUUUCCAAAAUGAGUUCAGGUUUCGUAACAGAGUCAGAAAUAGAAGAAGCUAGGAGAAAACGCCAAGAAGAAUGGGAGAAAGUGAGGAAACCAACGGAUCCACUAGAAAUGCCGGAGGAACCUUAUGACUCGAGAAGUUUAUUCGACAGACUUCAGGAACAGAAGCAAAAAAAAGAAUUGGAAUAUGAAGAAGCGCAUAAACUUAAAAAUAUGAUUAAAGGCUUAGACGACGAUGAAAUCGAAUUCCUAGAUCUUGUUGAUAGAACUAAAAUAGCAGCAGAUAGAAAAAAAGAAUUAGAAGAAGAAAAAGAGCUUAGUGAUUUUAGAAAUCGAGUUGCAGUACUACAAGAAAAAACUUUGGAUGAGAAAAUUAGUGAAGAAAAAAUUAUUGGCAAAGCUAAAGCUCAUCAAAAGACUAUUGUAUCUCAACAACAAAAAUUACUGAAAGGUGCAAUAGUAACAAAAAAAAGAAAGCUAUCUGAUAAUGAUCAGAAUAAUGAUAUAUCAAGUAAUGAAGACAGAGAAAAAGAAAAAUUAAAUAAUGGCGAACCUAUAUCUAAAAUCAAAAUCAUAGCACCUCCAAGUGGUUUGCAAUGCAUUGGGGUCUUGCCAGGAAUGGGUUCAUAUUCUGAAUCCUCUGAUAGUUCAGGUUCGGACUCAGAAAUUGAACCAUUACCGCCACAGAUUGACUUAGUUGGAAGGCAGAUCAAAAAAGAUGAGCCAGAAUCAUGAUCAAUAUGAUUGGUAAAUUUGAACUGGCACAAUUGACUUCCGAAAUAUGUGUAUUAAAUAUUUCUGAUUAGCUACGACUCCAUAGGAAUUUUUCUAUAAGAGUUUUUAAUUGACAAACAAAUUUAUUCAAAUGUAAAUAUAAGUGAAUUCAAUUGAAAAAUAUGUAUAUAAA